AUGCACGAACACUCGCAUUCCGGCUUUGCAGAUCAUGGACACGUGUAAGUAAUGUCAGAUAUACUUUCCAAGCCCAUUGUGCUUCUGCAGCCACCUUAGCUUUUGCGUGUAUGUUAACCGUUGGCCGGCGUCGGUACUUGAAUAAUAGAUUUGGCUUAUAACACAUUUGUUACCAUCCACUUUUAAAAUUGGCAUAGCGAUUAAUCUUAUGACUUCGAUGUUUGUGUCCAUGCACUCUUGCAUCAGAAGCCGGGGGUUUAUAAAUAAACAGUUCGUUUGUGUUUCUUAAAAUGUACGCAUUUGAAGACACUCUGGUUUGUAACGCCAGAAGGUCUGGUGAUUACAUAAACUGCACAACUGUAAGCAAACCUUGUAGCUCAAAAUAAUAUUAUUUUGAGGAAUCAUAUGAUUCCUUAGGUGUACUUCUACGCGAACCAAUCUUCCACAGUCUCCUUUUUCGAUUAGAGGAUAUUGUUCCAAGUUACGAUGAACGUUAGCCUUUAUCUUCCAACUUGCGCCUUCUGAAGUUUCAGUACAUGAUGCAAGCUAACGUAAACUUGGUCAACACCAUAUUCAUCCGAUUCUGCAUUCUGACCAACCUAAAACAGCCGCCAAAAGUGUCAUUAACACCAGAUAAAUGGGGUGCUAGAUCUUUAGAACUGCCAACAUCUUAUGCCGUAAUGCAUGCCUUUGUGGACUAUAAAGAUUGACGAAUUUUCGAAAGUCAAAAUGGCUACAUUAGUAGCACAGUAUUAAAGUAAGACCGCCGUACACGAUAUCAGCUCCGAAAACCCGUUUUGCCUAAUCUUAUUCGAAUUGAUGGUAUCAAAUACCGUAUCACGAUCUUAUUUCGUUUUGGCAUCUGUGCCUUCCUGUAAACAUCUUUUUGUUGACUGAUAUUUUCUUUAAGAUAAAGUCGGUUUUUUCUGUCUGACAUGAAAAGUUACUCAAAGUUAUCUUCCCAUUGCACUGCACACAGCCACGGCGCGUCCCAUGACGAUCAUUCUCACAGCCAUAGCCACGAACCGAGUCACAGCCACGUACUCAGCGGUGCCAGCGACCACUUGUCCCCCGAGCAAAUUUGGAGAGAUACGAUCGGAUCAGUUUUGGCCAUUAGCGUUCUCCCUGCCAUUGCAUUGUGGGCCAUUCCGGACCUAAAUAAGCGUCCAAAUCUCUUGAAGGUUCUUCUUGGGUUUGCUGCGGGCGGUCUUCUAGGUGAUGCCUUCCUUCAUCUUAUUCCCCACGCGCUUACACCCCACUCACAUUCCGAUGAUGUUGAGACACGCGAGCAUGGGAAAGAGCACGGCCAUGCUCAUUUGUCCGAGCAUACUACUGUGCCGCUCUGGGUUAUUGGCGGGAUAUUUGGCUUUCUCUGCAUAGACAAACUUCUCCGGUUCCUAAACUCUGGAGGUCACCACAAACACUCUCACACUAUGGACGUACAUGCCAAGUCAUCUGGAGUUAAAGAUGCGGUUCAUAUUGAUACCACAAAACAGAAGAGUAUCUCUGGCGAUGAAAAAGGCAAGAAAAAGAAGAAGUCGAAUGGAUCCAAGAAAGAUGGGCAGGCCGGCGACAACGAGAAGAAAACAUCUACGAAGAAUAAACCAGCGACUGAGUUAAAAGAUCACAAGGAAGAGCGCCAGAACAACACUGCCAAACAGUCUAAGAAGAAGAAAGAGCGUUCAGGUAAGUUGUUAUGGAGAUAACCUCUGGAAUUCCAAGAUUGCUGUUUUUUGGGACAUCAGUCCAUCCUCUCUACAAUUGGUGCAGGUUAAAAGAUCUUUUGUUUUUUUACCCCAAGUUUGUUCGUUCAGUUGACCACGUCCUGGAAAACUACACGUCCCAGGUCUAGUCUACCACUUUGCCGGAUUGCACAUCUUACAUUGAAUGAAUCAGAAAGGUCCAAUGCGGACCGUAGCGAACCAGUCGCCUUUCGUUCGCCAGCAGACUUUGCAGAGUACCGCAAAGUCCUCUUAUAGACAUGCAUAAUUUCGUAAAGUUUUUCCGACAAGGAUUAGGAACACUGUAGCGGUUGUUUUUUUAUUUAUUUGUCGUAAUCAACUAGUGAUACCUCAGUACCAGAUGCUGGCGCAUCCGGAGUUGUAACAACCCAACUCCUGUAGUUUGUCAAACAUCUCGAUCGGACGUGUGAUCCCCUUUAGUUAACGGGGCUCGCUCAUUAUGAAGGGCUACGAUGUGGUAAGAAUGUAGUGGAGUCAGGUGUUCCGGUUUGGUGAGUCUCACUUUCCAUUCUAGACUAGACCCGACAAGACUAUGUGAAAAAAAUCUACUUUUUUGACUUGGCCACAGUAUUUUUUUACAUGUCAGGGAACUGUCACGUUAAUACGAGUAUUUGCAGUGCCCUCGUGUCACCCAUGAACCUUCGAAGUUGGUAUUCCAUCCAUUCCAUGGUUAAGAAUAGUAUCCACAGCGCAUUUGUCUAGUUAGUAUUCCGGUAUGGAGCCGGAACCUAGGCACGAAGAGUUGGGACCCUCCGUCCACCAGCGUGUGACCACAUAAACUGGCACCUUUCUCACCUACAGCCGUAUUCACGCUUAAUAAGGGAACGUUUACCUACGUAGGUUGAGUCUGUCCGAAUGGUGCCUACCACAACUGCGCUGUUCGCCCCAACAAGUUUCCUAACCGCUUCACACGUAUGCGACAAAAACAUCUGUUUCGCAUCACCUCUUAGUCAAAAUAGCACAAAAUAUAUUGCGUGAUCGGGAAAUUAGAGGCCCUUUGCUAUCGGGUCGAAUUCUUUUUGAACCUCAAACAUGCAGUUCAUGAAUUCUUGGGCCCUCUCCUGCGGUCAGGUGACAUGCACCUAAGAGACGUGGGCGGAGACCGGUCGUCGAGAUGUUGUUGAAAUGAAAUAUUUGCUUUUCCGUACAGCCGUUCUCAUAACGAUUUCUCAGUCAUAUUAUGUUGUCUUUUUGUCUUUUGCUCCCUUUAUGGAUGUAGGCCUUCUAGCGGCGGGCUACCUCAAUUUGGCGGCUGACUUCACACACAACUUCACGGAUGGCAUUGCAAUUGGUAGGUUCGCUUGAGAAAUUGUGUGAAAUCGCGGCACUUUUGUUACCGCCUACCCUUUUUGCCACUUCCGUUUCCGUAAAUGCCUGUAUUUCCUCAGUAUGAGCCGUGGGCAAGAGGGAACAACCUUGUCUUGAGACUCGCAAAAGACAUAUUUUGUAGUCAGUUUGGAACUCGUAGCGUCUACAUCCGACUUAUGAUGCAAAGCAGCGCUUUAGGGCUGAAACCACAUCUGACUUUUGUCCCAACGUUAAACGACUAUUUGACGGACAGAAGGACACUAUUAGAAGUACCACCAGGUCAACUUCAUGUGUUCAAGAUGCCUUCUAAUAAGUAUCUAGUACAAGUGCGAACAAGCUCCUGAAUGGCAAGCUGACUGAUGUAGAAGUCGCAGACGGUACUACCCUCCUCAGUAAUAGUCUUUAGUGCAUAAAAACCAAAUCCACAAUGUACCCGUGUUCGGCUAUUUCCACCCUCCCUUUCCCCUACCAGUCGCACCGCUGUUGUAUUAGACAAAACUGGGUCCACACUGGCUGAUGAUACUCACCUGCCUUAGGUCGUGCAUGUAUGUGGCAGGCGUGGGCCGGCGGCUUUGUGUCCUGCUGGCCAUUGAGCCAAAUCGUAUUCACACCUGGCCUGACUCAUACGGGCUGCUGGUACACGAUAGAGGGGAAAAGGGGGGUGACUUCGAUCCGAGUCGAAGGCAGCGUCUAAUUCCUUCACAAACGCGGGUUGGAGGUGUUACGACGCGCUAAUAGUCUUGAAAUAACUCCUUCCUUGAAAUGAGGAUCGGCUGACAGUAUCUCCUUCCCAACGGGGCUCUCACGACAUCUCUCACUUCUGCGAAUUUCAAAACUCCUUGCCUACUCCCGACUCACGGGCAGUUUGGUAACAGGUUAUUUAGCCUUGCACCGAUACCCAUCUUUAGUCGUGUUUAUCCUGCCCUGCCAUCGAGGCGCGGUCGGUGUGGGCGGGGAAGUGAGGUAAAUGUUACGAAAGCCUGUCCUACGAUAAACAAGUUCAUGCACAAGCCAUAGCUGCGCCUACUUCGUUGAGUAGCUGUGGACUUCGUCAGUUGUGGUACGGAUGAUGUUUCCUAGAUGAUUUUUUGGACUCUUUCUCGUUAGCUUCAGGUUCUUUAAGUCCCAAAUUACAUCUUUUCAAAGCUUAUGCCCGAAGAAGGGGUAUCUUCAGGCUUUGAAAAAGCUUUCCGCCGGAAAGGUUUUGAACCCGACCUGUCGUUGCACCUGAUUUUUGGAUUUGCAACCUACAAACCAUGCGGAAAAUAAUGCAUUACUGUGUAGUAAGUGAAGAAGAAGGGUGGUCAAGCACCGGAUAUUUUGUUUAUUGUUCUGAGCUUUCGAACUCAUGCUGGAGUCCAUCAUCAGAGAUGGUAGCAGUACCAGAACAAGCGACAGUUGUAGGGUGUGUAAGCCAUUCAUAGACUGACAGCGCAAGACCGGAGUUGACUACGCAGGGCUCUGUACGUCGACGCCAGGUCAACGAAUCGAUCGACUGAGUUCUCACCCGAGGUCCAGGCUUCAAUUACUUCUCAGCCUGUUUUUUUUCCACAGAAUCAGCACUUAUUCCGUCUCCCUUUUUUUCCUGUGCAUGGAGAUGGCCCUUUUACCGCUGCGAACCAUAAACUUUGUCCGCUUUCUUCGUCCGCUUUUUUUCUAGCCGGAUCUUUCCUCGCCGGUCGCAAUAUUGGUUGGGUCACCAGCCUGACCGUCCUUAUUCACGAAUUGCCGCAUGAGGUGGGUGACUAUGCGAUCCUUAUUCAGUCGGGAUGUGGUGCCUACAAGGUGAGUCCAUUGACGGUCAUUUACGCUGCUGUCGAUUUCCUCUUCAUUUAUUUCCCAUUUUAAACGCCCAAUGCGUGCGGGUAUCAUCUGCUGACACUACCCAAAGUACGUGUGUCCAAUUGGUCGAUUUGUCAGAUCGGCAGGCAGACAUCUACUCGCACAAACAGCCCUGCAUGAUUGUUGUCGGAAUAGACUGGAAUAUCCUCCCGCCGUACUGCAUUUGUGAAGUCCGUGGAGGUAUUGUUGAACACCACCGUAUCUGUCCGUGUUGUCAGAUGAGUGCUCUUUCUAGCCAAGCUGAGGGGGGUGUAUGUGGGGCACCAUAGGUCGGUGAUCCGGUUUUCGGGCUAUUACUAGCCACCGCAUAUGUCCUAAUCGGCGCUGACGUCACCAAAGUUGACAGAAAUGGUAGAGGGAUGCUCACGAAUAGUUUUUGCGGAACUCACUCGUCCCGUUAUGCCUCAGGGCUCUCUCUCGAGUCCAACCGGCAGUCGUACAGCGGUUCAUGAUAUUCGCAGAAUAGCAUUACCGACAAAGAUAAGGGAAGCUGGAACAGCCAUUUCUGGCUCAUUAGCCGUCGUCAGCCAGCCAUACCCAACCCCGAACACCUGGGGCCCGAUCCCGCGACCUGUUGGUUAGAAGUCAGUGAGCGCCUCUCUACCACUGUAUAUUCCCGAUCUCAGCGGACAAGACAACGAGCCCUUGGCUCAGUGGUUAGAGGUGUUAGAGCCCCAGGUGUUCCACACUUCAAGGUAGAGUAUGACUGAUUGACGACGGCUAAUAAGCCGGAAUAAGUCUCCCUUGUCUUUGUCGUUAGUGUUGGCAUAAAUUAUAAGGGGCACGGUCCUGGGGUUAUCGGUAGCCUCAGUGGUCUUCUUCCCGACCGACUUUGAAGUUGCACAUUUUGGAGUAUGCUUUUCUUGGUCCACAACAAACACAUCUGCCAACAGUUCGUCGAUCGUGUUCGGCAAGAACCAUCUUCUCUGAGUAGAAUGAUUAGUUCGGGGGUGUAUUACGAGAUAUAGAAUUUACUCAGCGGCGCUUUUUCUCUCAUGUUCUGGUCAUAGCGAUGAGGCAAGACGAUGAGUGCUGCUGACAAAGACUGGAAACGCUGAAGCGGCCUUGUUCUAGCCUGCCAGUAAUAAAUCAGUUCCUGUCGCUUACGAGGUUUGAGCAAGAUUCCAUUGGGUCUUCAUUCAUUAUACCUCCUUCCAACGUUCUCUCCUUAUGAUCCAGCCUCUGUCGGCUCCAUUUACGAACCUGCAGUGAUCUGUUCUGAUUGUAAGACGAAAGUAGGCAUUUCUGCUUCACCGUUGACCACCGAGUUUAGAACCCAUACAGUUAGUUGCAUAACAACGAGCAACUAAUCGUUAAGAAGUCGCUAACAGAGAUUGGGGAUACUGAAAUGACAAUUUCUGACUUAUUAGUCUAAUCAGGCAGUAACUGGGUGGUCUUUCUAUCCGCAGAAACUUCUCUUGAAGCCACAUUGGGAGGGGGGGGGCAGAGGUGUUCGUCGUUUGCUUGUGGAUCAGAACUGCCCCGCCAGUUCACGCCUUUUAGGCACCCUGGUAGUUGAAAUUAGCGUCGUUUGAAUUAUGUUGAGUAAAGUUGUCGCCUGAUUGGCCGUAUUUAUUCACGAUCUUGUUACGUCUCAUUGACAAAACGCCACUUGAUGCCGUUGGACGCAGCUGCCGAUCGAGUACUUUUCCGAUCUACGCAUAAAACGUGCCGCCAUUUCCACUGCUCUACGGUAUAGACUCUGUCUUACAUCACAUGUGCUAUCCACUUUCGUAGUUAACGAAAAUAUCCACCACCGACUUGAUGAUGAAACGUGGGGCCUGUAGACGAAACGGGUUACAAUGUCUACGGAAUUACCCAGUUUGCAAUGACCGCCUCGAGCCUCUCCACACUAGUCUUGACCGGUACUGCCAGACUAUCACUGUGCUUCGGCCUGCGAGGGUUCUAGAUCUGAAACCCACGGCAAAAUGGUGUCUCUGUCUGCUUGGCUUUAUUCUGUUCCGCUACUCAAAACGAUGCAUUUCAUUUCUGCUCGCUUUCCUAGGCAAGGCUUCUGGCUCAUUAGCCAUCGUCAGCCAGUCAUACCCAACCCUAGUGUGUUUAAUACCUGGGGCUUGAUCCCGCGACCUGUUGGUUCGAAGUCGGUGAGCGCCUCUUUACCAUUGUAUAUUCCCGAUCGCAACCGACAAGACAACGAGCCGGUGGCCGAGUGGUUAGAGGCGUUGGACUUCUAACGAACAGGUCGCGAGUUCGAGCCCCAGGUGUUCCACACUUCGGGAUUGGGUGUGACUGGCUGACGACGGCUAAUAAGCCAGAAACGACCAUUCCGGUCCCCCUCGUCUUUGUCGGUAAUACCAUUCUGCGUUAGACCGACUCGAGCUUGCUUGUCUCUCACGACCAGUCUUGGCCGGCACUGCCAGACUAUCGCUGUGUUUCGGUCUGCAAGGGUUCUAGAUCUGAAACCCGCAGCAAAAUGGUGUUCCUGCGUGCUUGGCUUUGUUCUGUUCCACUACUCAAAACGAUGCACCUCAUUUCUGUCCGCUUUUCUAGGCAAUGCUUCUGCAGUUGGUCACUGCCAUCGGAGCUCUGCUGGGUGCCUCCUUGAGCCUCAUCAUGGCAGGAGUCGGCGUAGACACUAGCCUGUUUGGUUUCGGACCCACCGUCUUCUCGCCCGAACUCUUUGCUACUCGGCUGCUUCCGCUGACUGCGGGCGGUUUCAUCUACAUCGCCCUGGCCUCUGUGAUACCGGAACUUCUGAAUUCAAACGGUGACUCCGCUGUUCACGCCAAACCCAACAUAUCAAGCCGUUUCGCGCAGUCCUGUGCCGAGUUGGGUGCUCUGUUUCUCGGUGUUUUCCUGAUGGUUGUAAUCACAGUCUUUGAAUGA
Molecule: messenger RNA, 7739 nt
Organism: Spirometra erinaceieuropaei
Lineage: Eukaryota; Metazoa; Platyhelminthes; Cestoda; Diphyllobothriidea; Diphyllobothriidae
Source: the annotation of a GenBank genome assembly